GGUUUGUCCUCGCCCUGUGCAUCAGCGGCUGGCGAGUGUGCGGGAUAGCAGGGGCGCGCAGGAUGGGCGAGAACGGCCGCUCGCCACCGCUCUGAAGAAUGUCAUCGAGUUGCCGACCAGCCCAGCAACCCCGCGAACCCCCACCUAGACUGUCCGUCAGAGAGGCGAUCCGGAACCGCAUGAAAAUGGUCAUUGAUCAGCUGGAAGUCAUUCUGCAGGAGCUCAAAGCGGUGGCCAAGGAACUCAAGGAGGUGGUCAAGCAGAUCGACAAGCUGACCUGUGACUUUGACUUUGAGUUGGAGCCGGACGACUGGACACUGGCCACGAUCAGCAGUACGUCCAGCAGUGACACGGUGAGGAACAUCGAACAAUGCGGGGCUCUGUCGGACUACGGCCAACUGGGCUUCUUCACCCCGGACAUCCUCUCCGACAGCUGGGAGUUCUGCUCGUUCCUGGAGCUGCCUCCGGAGAGGGCCAAAGCUGACCCAGGGGGCGAUGACAAGGAACUGCCGUCCACCCCGACCGAACCGGACUACAGGUUGAUGAACGGAGGUUUACUUCCCAAUGGGCCGGACUCUUCCAGCGAGGAGACGAUUGGUGGUGGUGGCCUCUUCCCCAAAGCCCUGCCCCGGAGCACUGGCACCAGGGAGCGUGUCCGCUUCAGUGACAAGGUGUUGUACCACGCGCUGUGUUGUGAUGAUGAGGAGGACGAGGCGCAGAGUGAGAGUGUGGUCACCGCCAUCAAUAACACCACCGCCACCGCUACCACCCAAACGCCAACACUGGGGACCGCAGCGACAGGGCUACCGGCAAGGACAGCGCCCACACACCACCGUCCUCCGCGCCCGACCCUGACCCACCCCCCGGACCGCAGGAAAGUCAUGAGAAAUAACAGCACACAGACUGUGUCUGACAAAAGCACCCAGACACUCCUGACUUAUGGGUCCUCCACAACCCAACACAACUCAAAGAAGGAGGACACCAAGUAGUCAACAUGUCCCCUCCUCUACUCUCCUCCAUCUG
This is a messenger RNA of Leucoraja erinaceus (little skate), 1023 nucleotides long. It is a transcript of the gene insyn1, whose product is annotated as inhibitory synaptic factor 1. The record is from RefSeq and is a predicted model, not a curated record. The coding region runs from base 99 to 989 and encodes 296 amino acids. Gene Ontology annotation, biological process: inhibitory postsynaptic potential. The transcript is spliced from 3 exons. Gene Ontology annotation, cellular component: postsynaptic density. Lineage: Eukaryota; Metazoa; Chordata; Chondrichthyes; Rajiformes; Rajidae.